Messenger RNA from Oryza sativa Japonica Group (Japanese rice), 3734 nucleotides. RefSeq lists its product as uncharacterized. The record is from RefSeq and is a predicted model, not a curated record. NCBI's taxonomy places the organism in Eukaryota, Viridiplantae, Streptophyta, Magnoliopsida, Poales, Poaceae.
CUCCGCCACCGCAGGUAAAUCCCCAAAUUUCAAAUCCUCCUCUUCCCCCCACACCUCCACAUUUUCUAGGGUUUCCAUGCCCGAUCUCUAGCCAUGUCCCGCUCCUUCUUCCCGACCUGCUCCUCCCUCAAAGUGGAAAUGGAGGAGAUGUGCAGGGAGAUGGACGAGCUGAGGUCGGAGGUGGAGGCGCUCACGGCAGAGUGCCGCGCCAAGGCGGAGCUCGCCGAGGGGCUCAAGCGGGCGGGCGCCGAGCAGGCGGCGCGGCUCCGGGAGGCGAGGGCGGAGGCGGAGAGGCAGGCGCGGGAGGUCGCCGCCCGGGACGAGGAGAUCUCCUCCUCGGGGGAGGCGCGCCGGGAGCUGGAGGCCAGGCUCGCGGAGAAGGAGCAGGCGCUGCGGCACCUCUGCGCGGCGCACGAGGGGCUCAGGAGCAGCGCCAGGGAGAGGAGCGAUGCCCUGGAGGCGGAGAAGCGGGAGCUCGUCGCGGCGCUGGAGGAGUCCGAGGCGAGGCGGCUCGAGCAGGAGGCGGCCGCGCGCUCGUGCGGCGAGGAGGUUGCCCGGCUCAGGAGGUUGCUGUCGGAGAAGGAAAAGAAGUGCUCGGAGGCUGAGCAGAGGGCAUUGGCACCGAAGGAGGUGAUGAUGAGGGACGAUAUGCUGCUGAAAAUGGAGGACCAGAAGGCCGCCGUCGAGGGGAAGCUCAAGUGGAAAUCUGAGCAGUUUAGGCACCUCGAGGAUGCACUCAAAAAGGUCCAGGAUGAAUUCAGGGCCGCGAAGAAGGAAUGGGGCUCUGAUAGAUCAAUGUUGGUUGAUCAGAUUGGCACUCUUGAGGUCAAUUUGGAUUCCAAGACCAGAAUGGCUGAGGAUUUUCGGUCAAGGCUCGAGAUGUGCAGCCAGGCAUUAGCCCAUGAGGAAGGCCGCCGGAAGCUGCUCGAGGCGGAGAUGUCUGAAUUGAAACACUUGUAUGGUAAUGUGGUCUCCGAUUAUGAAGAGGCGAGGUCCACAAUUGAGUCGCUUGCCGCAAAGCGGGAUGGGGAGAUCGCAUCGUUGAGAAGCUCACUGGCUGAGAAGGUCACAUUGCUCAAGGAAAUGGAGUAUGGGAAGGCACGUCUUGAGCAAGAAAAUGAGGAUAUGCGAUCUUCGUUGAAGGAACACCAGGAGGCUCAGAUUGGUGGUGCAGAUGCUGUAGUUUCAUUGAAGGUUCUGCAGCAGAAGUUCCGAGCUCUAGAACAGACGCAUAGAAACUGCAUUGAUAAGCUGAGAGAUAAAGAGGCAGAAUGGAAAACACAGAUGGAGAAGCUUGGGAGUGAGCUGGAUGGAUGCUUGUCACAGUUAGAUUCUAAAGAUACACUUAUCAAGCAAAUGCAGAUUGAGCUUCUGAGCAGUUAUAGCUCCCUGGAGAUGCAAGCUGUGCAGAAUUGGGAAGCUUCAGUAGCUCUUGUUAUUGUAGAAUCAAAACUUUAUGAUUCUUGCUCAUAUUUUGAAACGAUUCAACUGGAUAUGCAGAAGAACUGUGCACAACUUGAGCACAAUUUUGCUGCUGCAAGAAAGCAGUUAGAGGAAGAUAACUGUGCCAUUGCUCAAUCUCAAGCUGAGCGGGCACAACAAGUUGAGGUAAUAGCAACAUUGCAUCAAAGAAUUGAGCAGCUUGAACACAUGGAAAAGGAACGUGAAGAGAUGCAAAGGCAGCUUGAUACAUACAAUCUUGACAAUGCAUCAAGAGAUGUUCACUGCUUAAAAGGUGAAUCUUCAGAAGAGGAAAAAGGCCUGCAUGAGAAACUGCAGAAAGCAUUAUCUGAUUUGGAUGAAGCAUACUCUGCAGUUUCUGAGCGGGAGAGUGAGCUGAGCCAAAUAGAAAUCAAUCUUCAUAAGCAAAAACAAGCAAUGGAGCAUUUGGAAGAGCUCAAACUUUCUAUGGAAAAUGAACUAAAGGGCUAUAUGGAUGAGAACAAUGUACUGAAAAGAGAUCUUAUUGCAACAACAGAAAUUGAAAAGUCCCUAAGAGAAGAAAAGGAGAAAUUACUAGGUGCUCUCAAUGAAGCAAACUCUGCCCUUUCUGAGAAGAACUGUGAACUGAGACAAUCUGAAAUCAUUCUUCAUCAGCAAAAGCAAGCACUAGAACAUUUGGAAGAACUGAGAGUCAAUAUGGAGACUGAAAUCAAGGGCUACAUUGAUGAAAUUUGUGUCCUGAAGAGGGAUCUAGAUGCUACCCAUAUGGCUAAAAUAGAAGCCGAGAAGACUUACAGUGAAGAAAAUGAGAAGUUGCUAUGUGCUCUUGAUGAAGUAAACUGUUGUCUUUUGGACAAGAAGAAUGAGCUUGACCAAGUCACAGAAAAUCUUCAUCAGCAAAUGCAAGCAGUGGAAGAAUUUGAAAAGUUGAGAGUUAGUAUGGAAACUGAGCUAGGGCGCUACAUGGAUGAAAACUCUGUGCUAAAGAGUGAUCUGGUUUCUGCUCUUAAUUCCAAAAUGGAUGCUGAAGAGUCUCUUAGGGAAGAAAAGGAUAAGUUAUGCAGUAUAAUAGAUGAGAGGUGCAGGAAUAUUGACGAGCUUCAGCAACACAUCGCUGUGCUGGAAGAAGAAAAUUUAGAUAAAAAGCUUGAUGUGGCAGGUCUUAUCAAGUCAGAGGCUGACAGGUCCAUUCAAGAAGUCAAUAGAAAGUACUCUGAAAUCGUUGAGGUCUUUGACAAAAAGCUUUUGGAACUUGAAACAAGGCUCAGUUUCUUCGAACAGAAAUACACAUGCAGAGAGCAAGAACUCAUGGAAAUGUUUGAUCAGGAGGAAGCUGAUUGGUAUACACUAAUUGCAGAAAAAGAAAAUGCUAUUUCUGAAAUUCAAGAAAAUGUUGAAUCUGCUCAAGUUGACAUUAAGCACCUAGUCGAAUCUGCUUCAGAAAAGCUAGCAGAAGUUCAGGUUGAGGUUCGGCAACUAUAUUGUUUAGCAGGAAAUCUUAAUUCACUCAAUCUUAUCCAAGAGCAUGAUAAUUUGUUCAAGGACAUGCUCAUUGAAGAAUGUGAAAGAGAGCUUAAGGCAGUGCAAGUAAAUUUAGCGUUGGAGAAACAACAGUCCAACAAUUUGAAGAAUGAUCUUGAGCAACUCAAAGCCAAGGCAACUGCAGAGAUGUUAGAAAAUGUAAAGGAGCAUCUGGAAGUUGCAAAUAAGCUGAGAUCUUUGGAGGAAAGAAAAGAAGUACUGGAUGAGCAUGUAGGAGAGUUGAAGUCUAGGACAAAGAAUAUGUGCAAUGCCUUUGUUCAAGAGAGGAAAAAUUUAUUUGAUGAGUUGACUGGACUGGUCGAUACCAUUGGAGCAGCAAUUCAUGUAGAUGAAGAUCUGAUGACAAGCUUGACAAAGAUCAUGCAUAAAGUUAAUAAUGAAGAAGCCUUCCGGAAUUCUAGUAGCAAAGAAAUGCUUAGCUCGGAGAAUAUAAAUGCGAGGAAUUCUGCACCCUUGGUCAGGAAUAAAUCUGUACAGCUCCCAGAUAGAAGAUUACCAUUGAAGGAGCACAACUAUUAGCCUUCGUAGCUGAGGACAGAUUGUGUACUGACAUUGUUGUUAUCUUAGCAUCCUGUCUCUCUGGAUCCACAUAGGCUUUACAUGCUACCUGUAGAUUUGUGCUGCCAUUUGUGUUGUGUUGUUUAUACGCAAUGGCUAUGCUCAUCCUACAUUUCUUAUGUAUCAGCUUUACCUUUAAACUAAUUUAUUAUUUUGACUACCUAGAGGAAUGAGAUUAUUCCUUUAAAACA